Anastrepha obliqua is the source of this 648-nucleotide messenger RNA. RefSeq lists its product as uncharacterized. The transcript has 2 exons. The coding region runs from base 1 to 648 and encodes 215 amino acids. Lineage: Eukaryota; Metazoa; Arthropoda; Insecta; Diptera; Tephritidae. The record is from RefSeq and is a predicted model, not a curated record.
AUGCCUACAGCACAAAAAGCUGUGUUGUUAUCAACCGCCCUAGUAAAGGUACGUGAUUCUGCUGAUCGAUGGCAGAAUGUUCGCUUAUUAUUCGAUUCAGGUUUUCACGCCACAUUCAUAACUGAGGCAUGCGUACAACGUCUAGGUCUAGCUCGCAAAUCUUCGUCCACAUUGGUAACGGGAAUUGGCGCUUCUCAGAUUACGGGCGAUUUGCCUUCGCAGAGUUUAAGCGUUCCUGAAUGGUCUCACAUCAAGGGACUGUUCUUAGCUGACCCACACUUCAUGGAACCCGGCCGUGUAGACAACUUAAUCGGCAUGAACUAUAUGGAUCGACUCAUUUUAACUGAGCUGCGUAAGGGCCCACAGAAACCAGUAUUUGGCUGGACGUUGUGUAGAAACUUAGACACAUCCGUUCCACCCGUAAACCAUAUACAAUCGUUACACUGUGAUAUACAUUUAGAUAGAGCAUUGGAUAAAUUGUGGGAAUUUGAAGAAGCGCCGCAAACACGAUAUCUUACCCACGAGGAACGGUUCUGCGAGGAACAUUUUGAAACAACUCAUAGUAGGAAGCCGGACGGACGCUUUGUAGUGGAGUUACCACUCAAGGUCAACGUGCAAUUAGGUGAAUCAAGGAGUCUCGCCGUAUGA